Messenger RNA from Symbiodinium necroappetens, 1581 nucleotides. The record is from the annotation of a GenBank genome assembly. Lineage: Eukaryota; Dinophyceae; Suessiales; Symbiodiniaceae.
AUGGGCCUGAAGCAGAGUAGCUGCUGCUCCAAGAGUGAACAAUGCGAGAUCGAAGAAGUCGAGUCCCACGCAUCCGUUUUGGACCUCACAUCUUGCACAGAGUCUCAGCUGGAGCGCGGUGGCGAACCGGAGCUUGACAGUCAAGCUCCUGGUGGUCAGUGUGAACUGGCUGAGCCACCUGCUACCGUAGAUCUCACGCGGAGCACAGCAGAAAUUCUUCGAGGAGUUCGCCUGCGGGAUACUAUGCGGCGGGCAGGCCGAAUCUGGCGAUACAGGCCUGCUGAGCUAAGCCUUCAACGACGCUCGAGGCUCAACGGCCAUUCCCAUCCUGUGAAACACUUCGACAUCUUCUUCUCACACACUUGGCUGACCCCGGGACGAUGGAAGGUUCUUUCCUUGCUUCUCCAGCGGGGCUGCACUUUCAUGUUGCUUGCUUGGUCCUUUGGUAUUGCGCUCUCCUUCGCCCUUUGCAUGUUUGACAUACUUCCUCUGUCGGCGAGCUGGCAGAGUCUUGCGAUAGGGUUCCGUGCGGACACCCCAGUCGGAUAUUGGCUUAUGGUCUUCGGUGCCAUUUUUGCCCUGGGCGGUUUUCUCAGCGCUCCCACCUUGUCGCCUGGGUGGUCGGAUAUCUGCUUUCUUGAUGUUGCCUGCAUUCAUCAGACAGACGAAGUGGACAUGCAACAGGGGAUUAACAACAUUGGAUCCUUUCUUAGUGCAUCAUCGGAGUUGCACGUUCUUUGGAGCGGACCAUACCUGUCACGUCUUUGGUGUAUCUUCGAAAUUGCGGCAUACCGCAAGCUCAACCCAACCGGAAAGAUUGUGAUAUCACCGAUGUACGUCGAGGAGGUACUUUGCCAAAUCUACAUAUGGAUGCACUGCUUCAGUGCUGUAUACUGGUACCAUCGGCAAGGCCUUGCAGACGGGCCAGAGACUAUGCUGGUGGGGGGCAUGUUCAUGCUUGCCGGAUGUUCCCUUCUGCCUGCAAUGCAUGCACUGCGGAAAGGUAUAUUGUCGAGGCACCAGCUCCUGCACGACCUCGAGUGUUUCAGCAUCGAUCGUGUAGACUGCACAAAUGACUUCGAUCGACAAGCCAUUUUCAAUGCCAUUGUACGUUGGUAUGGGAGCUUAGAAACUUUCUCUGAGUACGUGCGAGGCCCGUUUCGCCAAGAGGUCCUGGGCAUUGUGAAGCCCUGUGGCUUCACACUUCCCUACAUCUUCCUCGCCACGACGCCCAUCAACGCAUUGUGUUUAGAGGGCUUCCUUGCCCUCUGCAAAGGCGGAGCACCGGCGGAGAGUAUCCUGUCCUACUUCGUGAGUGUGGUUGUAGGAAACAACAUGCUUUGGCUUCCAGCCAGUAUGGUCUUUCUGGAUUUCGUGAGCAAGCGCAUCGUGAGUCCAAGUGGAAGAUGGAACGGGCACCUUCAAACAUUGAUGAUCUUUCUGGUGAUGUCGGCUUUAACCGUGGUGGGAGCCAUGUGUGCAGUUGGUGCCUAUACUGGAAGUGUUUGGUUGGUUUUUCUCUGGAUCGGUUGCGCAGGCAUUUUUGCAAGCCUCGUCUGGUAUAGAUGCUGGCACCAGUAA